This is a messenger RNA of Guillardia theta CCMP2712, 1815 nucleotides long. RefSeq lists its product as hypothetical. The coding region runs from base 1 to 1800 and encodes 599 amino acids. Gene Ontology annotation, molecular function: dipeptidase activity; cysteine-type exopeptidase activity. Gene Ontology annotation, biological process: proteolysis. The record is from RefSeq and is a predicted model, not a curated record. NCBI's taxonomy places the organism in Eukaryota, Cryptophyceae, Pyrenomonadales, Geminigeraceae. The transcript is spliced from 18 exons.
AUGCGACCGCCAUGGCAGCCGCUGCCACUGCCCCGCCUCCUGCGCCCAUUGCUGCUCGGAAUCGCCUUUUUCUUGUCUUGCAUCACCACCCCGACGCUUGUUCGAGCAUGUACUACCAUUUUAGCAACCCCUGGCUCUACAGUCGAUGGCUCGACACUGAACUCACACAGCAAUGACGGUGAAGGGACUGUAGAUCCGAGGCUAGUGAGGAUAGCUGCAGCAGACCACGAACCCAACUCGUUGAGAGACAUAUUCUUUGCUUACGAGGAGUACCCUCGUUACAUCGGCUACAGCAGGAACGUCUCCGAGUACUUCCCUAGCAAAGAUCAGACUCCUUUCGCUCCGAUCGGGAGGAUUCCACAGGUUCCUCACACGUUCGCAUACUUCGAGGAGACAUACGGAGUCAUCAACGAAAAGCAGGUCUCCAUCGCCGAGUCAACAUGCAGCGGAGUUUUUGGCGCCAAACCUGCAGGGCAAGGCGGCAAGGCGAUCAUGAGCGUCGACACCUUGUCGCAGCUGGCCAUGGAGCGAGCAGCGACCGCGCGGGAGGCCGUUCAGAUUAUGGGAGAUCUCGCGGUCAAGUAUGGGUUCUACGGGGCAGGAUCCUUCGAGGGAACAGCUGAGUCCCUGCUGGUUGGAGACCCCAACGAGGGAUGGGUCUUCCACAUACUGCCGGACGACACGGGAACCUCUGCGAUUUGGGUCGCCCAGAAAGUCCCUGAUGGGCAUGUCACGAUCGUUGCCAACAUGUUCAUCAUCCGGGAGGUCAACCUAGCGGACAGCGAAAAUUUCCUGGGGUCACCCAACAUGUUCUCGAUCGCCCAGUCCAAGGGAUGGUGGACCCCGGGGAGCAAGUUUGACUUCACCGCAAUCUUCAGUGACGGCGAAUAUGCACACAAGUUCUAUACCGGACGGCGGAUCUGGCGUGCCUACGAUAUCCUUGCACCUUCUAGCAAGUUUCCCACCACAUACAAAGACAUACGAUACUCCAGUCCCUAUCCCUUCAGCAUCGCCCCCGAUACAAAAGUGGAGUUGGCGACGGUCAUGGCUAUCAUGAGGGACUCACUUGAGGGGACGCCAUUUGACAUGACAGCUGGGCUGGCUGCUGGACCUUUUGGCAGCCCCGACCGCUGGAUAGGCGGUGAUGGUGAAUCAAAGGUAGCUGGGAACUGGGAGCGACCGAUAGCACUCUUCAGGACGUCAGACUCGUACGUCGCUCAAAGCAGGAAGUGGCUGCCAGCUCAAGUCGGAGGACUCGUCUGGUUCGGACCGCAUGGAGCUCACGCGACCGUCUACGUCCCUUUUGCAAUCGGCAUGCAGGACCUGCCUCCAGCGUACAAGAUCGGCAACCCUUCGAAACUUGACAGGAGAUCAGCAUACUGGGCACACAGGUAUGUGGAGAACUUGGCAAACCUGAGGUGGUCGGACAUGAUCAAAGACAUCCGAGCUCAAUCAAGCAAGUGGGAAGAAACUUCGAAAGCUCUGGUCGGAAAGGUGGACCAGAUAGGAUUGAAAGAUCCCAAGAAGAUGACCGACCUCUACAUCGCAAAUGCCAAUGGAGUCAUCAAGUCAUGGUGGAAGCUAGCUGAUGACCUCAUGGAAAAGUACGCCGAUGGAAACGUCUAUGGGAAACCCGUCGGGUAUCCUGCCUGGUGGCUGCAAGCGGCAAUCCUUGCUCAUCCUCCUGUGGUUGGCUAUCCCAACGGACCUCCGCCAGUCCCCUCCACUGCAAUGCAGAUGUUCAAUCGCAAGCAUCGAGGCCGCAAGGAGCUGAAGCCACAAGAGGCUCUUGUGUCAUGAAUGCUCAGACUGAGC